AAGACUGGUUGUUUCAUGCAUCUACACCUUCCCACGACUGCAGUCAGGAAACCCGUCAAAGCAUCCCUAAAGAAAUUCUCCAGCAACACUAACCUUGGAAAAAAAGUACGAAGGAGGAAUGACCUAAGACUACGUGUGGAUGGCUCAACGCUUUUUGGUGAUGCUGCUUUUGCCCAGACAGUGUUGGAAGGCCGUGGGGUUAGCGAUGUCUUUGCUGUUGUGUUUGCCUGGGGUGUUGGAGUGAUGAUGGGUUUGGCUACUUCCAUGGGUGUUUCAGGUGGUCACAUCAACCCUGCAGUAACAACAGCAUUUGCCUCUCUAGGCAAGUUUCCAUGGAGAAAAGUUCCUCACUAUUUGGCUGCUCAGCACCUUGGCGGGUUUUUGGCUUCAGCUGUUGUUUACUUUACCUACAUUGAUGCUUUAAAUUGGUUUGAUGGCGGGAACAGAACAAUUGUUGGAGAAACAGGAACAGGCUACAUCUGGGCUACUUAUCCCAAAGAAUAUGUUUCUAUUCCUAAUUGUUUUCUAGACCAGAUUGUAGGUACUGGCAUCUUAAUGUUCACUGUGGUAGCCGUUAUUGACCAAAGAAAUGUCAAAUUCCCACUCUGGGGUGCUGCAAUUGCCAUUGGUUUUAUGAUCGCUGCUCUGGCUAUGUGUUUUGGGGCAAAUUGCAUGGCUGCUUUGAAUCCAGCUCGUGACUUUGCUACUCGAGUCUUUACUGCCGUCGCUGGCUGGGGUUCUGCUCCUUUCAGUGUUCGUAACUACAAUUACUGGUGGAUCGGGGUAGUAGGACCCCACCUAGGAGCUAUCAUUGGUGGCUGGCUAUACUACUUGGGUGUAGAACUUCAUUGGCCAGAUGAAGAUGAAGAGGCGACUGACAAGGAGCUUAAAGAAUUAUUAGAUCGUGACAAACAGACGAAUGGUAGUGUUACUAAAAAAAAAAGAGAAGACAGCUGUUUAACUACAUUAGCCAUAAUCGACUCUCAAAAGCAUAUACGAGCAGAAUUUUACAGCUUAUUCUUGACUACUAAAAUAUUUCUAUGUAUUCUUGUUGUAAACAACCAUAGUUUCGAUAUUGAAGAUAAUUUUAUGGCCUGUAACAAAAAAAAAUGCUUUAAAAGCUUGCUACAACUAAUUUAGACUUUGUAGAUUUUUAUUUAACAUUCAGUUAAAACUUUAUUUCCUUAUUACAGUUAGAAAUUUAAAGUAGGAUUAUUAAAACAAUCAACUAAUGCUGGUCUACAAAGGAUCUUUUACUUUUUAAAGACUUCACAGUAAAAUUUGUCAUUCCAUAUACAGAAUUUUAGGGAUAAGUUAUUAGUAACUCAGUAUAUUAAAAUAUGUGAUAACCUACAACUUCAACAUUUAAAAA
This is a messenger RNA of Limulus polyphemus (Atlantic horseshoe crab), 1372 nucleotides long. RefSeq names its product aquaporin-9-like. NCBI's taxonomy places the organism in Eukaryota, Metazoa, Arthropoda, Merostomata, Xiphosura, Limulidae. The coding region runs from base 16 to 1140 and encodes 374 amino acids. The transcript is spliced from 7 exons. The record is from RefSeq and is a predicted model, not a curated record. Gene Ontology annotation, biological process: water transport; glycerol transmembrane transport. Gene Ontology annotation, cellular component: plasma membrane; basolateral plasma membrane. Gene Ontology annotation, molecular function: glycerol channel activity; water channel activity.